AGUUGUAGAAAACUGAACUAGAAAUGUGUCCAUAGCCCCCACACACCACUGUUCUGUCAAUCUUAUGACAUUUAUGUGCCACAAAUUGAAAACUAGAAUUCUUUUACUAAGUAAAGGGCAAGAACUUUACAAAUACUGAAUAAAUCCACAGGCAAACCCCAAGGUGCAUAAGUACACAUGCUGACCAACAUUCUUUCAGGCUUCAGGCCUACAAGUCAAAUAGUUUUUUAGCUAUGCAUAAACGAGUUGAAAAUUGCAAAUUUAUACUAGUGUAAGUCAAGGGCAAUAACUCUAACAAAACUAAAAAAAAUCUACAUGCAAAGUCCCAGGUGCAUAGCUUCACAUAGAUGUUGAUCAUUAUUCCUGUAAUUUAGUGGUGUUGAUCAUUAUUCCUGUGAAGUUGGUUGAUUCUAACCCAAGCACUCAAGGAACAAAUAACACAACAUAAUGAAACGGUUUUUACUAAGUCAAGGGCAAUAACUCUACAAAUACUGUAUAAAUCCACAAGCGAAACCCAAGGUGCACAACUGCAUAUGCUGAGCAACAUUCCCGUAAGGUUUCAUGACUCUAUAUCAAAUCCUUUGUGAGUUACAUGCGACACAAGUUGAAAAUUGCAAAUUUUUACUAAGUCAAGGGCAAUAACUCUAAAAAUACUAAAUAAAUCCAAACUAAAAUACCCAGGUGAAAACCUUCACAUGCUGAUCAACAUUCUUGUAAAGUUUCGUGACUCUAGGUCAAAUACUUUUUGAGUUACGUGCGACACAAUUUGAAAAUUGCAAAUUUUUACUAAGUCAAGGGCAAUAACUCUAAAAAUACUAAAUAAAUCCACACAAAAAUACCCAGGUGCACAACUGCACAUGCUGAUCACAUUCCUAUUAAGUUUCAUGACAUAGGUCAAAUACUUUUUGAGUUGCGUGCAACUCAAAAGAGAACAGACGGAAGGACGGAUGGACGGCCGCACAAGGGUAAAUCUAAAUGCCCCCCAUAAAGUCGGGGCACAAAAAUGAUGUCAAUGCCAAAAAAAUAAUAUAACAAUGUGUCCCAAAAAAUCUAGCCAUCUUUUAUCACAGGAUUACAAUUCAUAAGGAUUGGACAUGCCAAAUUUCUAAGCUUUGAGCUUUUUAGUUUUACAAAAUAAGACUUACGUGCAAUUAACUUUAUAAGUCUAUCCCAAGGGACACAAUUCAGUUAAAUGUUAUAACAAGAGGAAGAGGAAAUGGCUUGCUUCAACUUCUUCAAAACCAAAUGAGGAAAUGAAAAGCGCAAAAUUUCCAACUUUUCUGUCAAACGGAGGGAGACAUUUAUUCUUUAUUAUUCUUAUAAAAUAUUAGUGAAGCCAAUAUUCAAAAAUGUUUCAAGAACCUGACUACAGAGAAAACCUAUCAUUGAAGUUAUCAGAGGUUUUAGAUGACAUUGGUGUCAAUGAAAGAAUGGUGAUGAGAAGGAGAAGACAUCUCAUGCUGCUAGAGACUACGAGUAAUAUCACUUACAGGUUAACUGACCAUAAUAUAACUAACCAUUUUCUAGGUAGUCAGAGUGAAGGUACAACUUCUAUAGGACUUAAUUCAGACUUGGACAUACUACUCUGUAUACAUAAUGCCAAUAUAAUACAAGACUGGUCAGAGUGGGAACAUGGCAAGAACAACUACCUCAUGAUACAGGAUGAGAAAACUACCCCUGGUUAUUGUUUCUUACAAAAGCUCCAACCUGAUGUACCUCUCCCUGUUACUGUCAUUCCUAACGAAAACCAUAUAAUAGACAGAAGUGGAAGAGUAUUGUUAAAAAACACAACCAUUCAGGGUCCGUUUCCGGAUACUGUAAAUCAUGGACCAUCAAAUGUAUCACAAGGAGAACCUGGAAUAUGUGAUAUAGACAAUGUGCCAGCUAUGCAUUGUAAAUCGUGGCCUAAAUCAGCAUCAGCUUGGUUAGAGAGACAAGGUAAUGGCAGAUGGCCAACGCAAGACAUGAGAAGAUAUGCAGCCAGCACUGGGUGUUUUGUUGUUGCAACUGGAAGCAAGAUCAGUGAAUAUCCUGAUCUGGAAUGGAGAAUAUCUACAUCACUGGCAGAGAGGUUUCUUAUGUUAAACCUAAAUAUAACACAAAUAAGGUGCUAUGUAUUAUUGAAAAUGAUUCUUAAAUCCUUCCUUAAUCCUCAAAAUGAAAUCAAUAUAUCAAGUUUCAUGUGUAAAACAGUUCUAUUACAUUGUAUAGAAAACACAGAGCCAUGUACCUGGAGAGAGAACAAUUUAUUUUCAUGUUUAACAUAUUGCUUAUUAGAAUUACAAACCUGUGUACAGAAUGACUGUUGUUCACAUUUUAUAAUUCAAGAAAACAAUUUGAUGGCAGGUCAAUUUACAGCUGAGACAAAACAUGAACUUUCAAAAAAUAUAAGUGACUUUAUACAGAGCGAUGGACAGGGGUUACUUAGAAUUAAAAUCGAUGAUCUUGGACAAAGACUGCAAGUAAAACUGAAAAUGGUACCACAAGGAGCAUACUAUUUUAAGUCUUCUCUUCAGAUCUAUAAAAUGAUUAUGUCAUGUAAUUAUAUAAGUGUUGCAAUACAUAUAAGUAGAAAUGUGCCGCUUAUAUUUAAAUAUUUAGAAAUGAAAAACAUGAGAACAAUGAAGCAAUCUAUAAUUAAACUAAUGGCAUUCAGUGAUAAUGGUUAUAGAUUACAACAUGCUGCAAGUAAGCUUAAUCUUACAUGCUGUAAGUUUCUAGCACCUUUUCUUUUUAGCACAUAUGGAUCUUCCCUUGCAUCAUCAAGUAUUGGUGAAAAUAAUCAAGUGUCACAAGAAGCAUUAGAUUGGUUAUCAGCUGGUUUGAACUCAGAUAUCUCAUCUAGCAGACUUAAAUUGGCUUCAGUGUUCUACAGUACAGGAGAUAUGGAGAAAGCUGAACUAAUUCUGAGACACAUUGAACAACAAUAUUACUCAUUUCCUGUUGUACCUAUCUGUGGAUGCUAUGUGAAGGCUCAUCUAGGAACUGUAGAAUUUGAGAGGGUCUGUGGUGAACAAAGUGAGGACUGUAUCACACAUAUUACAGCUGUUUGUGUCAAAUUCAUACGGAAAGAGAUCAACUGUGUUCCUCAUGAACUACAAUAUGAAAUGUUCAGAUCUACACAAGAUGACAUGAUACACAGAGAUGAAGUUACAGACUUUUGGAUGGACUGGGCUGCAGUUGAUUCUCUACCUUUCCUGUACUUCCUACAAUACAAGAUCUAUCGUCAAUUACAAAGACAUCAAGAUCAACAACAAGCACUUGGUAAACUAAUAAGAACCAUAGAAACAGAUGAAAAUCUUGGACAUAGAGAAACUGCUCUAAACAUUUUAGGGCAAUGUAUGGAACAAGAAAACAGACCUCAACAGGCAUUAAAUUACUACCUGCGUUCUCUACAACAAAGGGCAAGAAACAAUGUAGCAAUCAUACAUAUAUGUAAGCUCCUUUCUGGCUUAUUGGCUAGCCAAUAAUUAGGGUCAAAACAGUGACAGUGUUAAGACUGAAGUUUUCAAUGAUCAUAUAAUACCGCUUGUAUGUCAAUAAAAAUGUCAAAAUAUAGACUGUUAUUACAUUUUUAUCAAACAUUAUUUGUAAUAAUAUUAAACACGAUAAAUUAAAAGAAUUAAUUCAACUAGAAAUGACUUUGAUAUCUGAUUUUACAUACAUUUGAGAAUCAAGAGCCUCUUGUGAAGAAGACCAUAUCACUCAUCAAAAAAAACUUUAAAUUUUGGUUCAUAAGAUGAAGUUUUUUUCCAAGAGUCUAAAAUCCUUUAUCUGUCUCGCAUGCACACAAGCAAACACACUCACACACGCACACACACACGCCGCACGCACACACACACACACACACACACAAAGGGGAAUCGCUAUAUGCCGAUAAAUACACACGAAAAAACUUUUAUUUUAACACAAGAGCGAUCAGUAAUCACAUGUGUCGCCUCAUGAUGGCCAAUUUCAUGUUGGGACAAAUUUUGUGACAGACGGACAGACAGACGGACAGUGCACAACUAGACUAACCACUUUGUACUGAU
Ruditapes philippinarum (Manila clam) is the source of this 4031-nucleotide messenger RNA. RefSeq lists its product as uncharacterized. NCBI's taxonomy places the organism in Eukaryota, Metazoa, Mollusca, Bivalvia, Venerida, Veneridae. The coding region runs from base 1350 to 3470 and encodes 706 amino acids. The transcript is spliced from 2 exons. Gene Ontology annotation, molecular function: protein binding. The record is from RefSeq and is a predicted model, not a curated record.